Messenger RNA from Mauremys mutica (yellowpond turtle), 2013 nucleotides. RefSeq names its product heterogeneous nuclear ribonucleoprotein K (gene HNRNPK). Gene Ontology annotation, biological process: regulation of mRNA splicing, via spliceosome; regulation of transcription by RNA polymerase II. Bases 242 to 1528 code for a protein of 428 amino acids. Gene Ontology annotation, molecular function: mRNA binding. The record is from RefSeq and is a predicted model, not a curated record. Lineage: Eukaryota; Metazoa; Chordata; Testudines; Geoemydidae. Gene Ontology annotation, cellular component: cytoplasm; nucleus. The transcript has 16 exons.
ACGGACGAGGGAGGCGGGGUUUUCACAAACGCCAUUUUCUCUCCACACGACGGAGGUCGCUCUUGCUUCCCUUACACCGCCCCGCCGCUUCGUGUUGCUGUCAUAGCCUGUAUCGUGACUCCUGCCUGUCAGGCUACUGAAGCAAUAGGCUGUUGGUUUUGAUCCCGCCCAGAACACUUCAGAUUUGCUCUGCAAGGAUAUAUAAUCGUUCCAUUUACCAGUCUAAAAAUAAAAGAUAGUGAUGGAGACUGAACAACAAGAGGAGACCUUUACCAACACAGAGACAAAUGGAAAACGUCCUGCAGAAGAUAUGGAAGAAGAACAGGCUUUCAAAAGAUCUCGCAACACUGAUGAAAUGGUAGAACUGCGCAUCCUGCUUCAGAGCAAAAAUGCUGGAGCAGUGAUUGGAAAAGGUGGCAAAAAUAUUAAGGCACUUCGUACAGACUACAAUGCCAGUGUUUCAGUCCCAGACAGCAGUGGCCCCGAGCGCAUAUUGAGUAUAAGUGCAGAUAUUGAAACAAUUGGAGAAAUUUUGAAGAAAAUUAUCCCUACCUUAGAAGAGUACCAGCACUACAAAGGAAGUGACUUUGACUGCGAGCUAAGGCUGUUGAUUCACCAAAGUCUGGCAGGAGGAAUUAUUGGCGUCAAGGGUGCUAAAAUCAAAGAACUCAGAGAGAACACUCAGACCACCAUUAAACUUUUUCAAGAAUGCUGUCCUCAUUCUACAGACAGAGUGGUGCUUAUUGGUGGAAAGCCUGAUAGAGUUGUGGAAUGCAUCAAGAUCAUCCUGGAUCUUAUAUCAGAGUCUCCAAUCAAAGGACGGGCACAGCCAUAUGAUCCCAAUUUCUAUGAUGAAACAUAUGACUAUGGUGGCUUCACAAUGAUGUUUGAUGAUAGAAGGGGGCGUCCUGUAGGAUUUCCAAUGCGUGGAAGGGGAGGCUUUGAUCGAAUGCCUCCUGGUCGUGGUGGGCGUCCCAUGCCUCCAUCAAGAAGAGAUUAUGAUGACAUGAGCCCUCGCAGAGGACCCCCUCCUCCUCCUCCAGGUCGUGGUGGCAGAGGUGGUAGCAGAGCACGUAAUCUUCCUCUUCCUCCUCCUCCACCUCCUCGUGGCGGAGAUCUUAUGUCAUAUGACCGGAGGGGCAGACCUGGAGACCGUUAUGAUGGAAUGAUGAUGCAAUGUCAUGUGGACGCCUGUGAUGACAUACAACCACCAGAAUUGUUUGAGGGUGGGUCUGGAUAUGACUAUUCCUAUGCAGGGGGCCGUGGAUCAUACGGUGAUCUCGGUGGACCCAUCAUCACAACACAAGUAACGAUUCCCAAAGAUUUGGCUGGAUCUAUUAUUGGGAAAGGAGGUCAGAGGAUCAAACAAAUACGUCAUGAAUCAGGGGCUUCGAUCAAAAUUGAUGAACCUUUAGAAGGCUCAGAAGACCGGAUAAUAACUAUUACAGGCACACAGGAUCAGAUACAGAAUGCACAGUAUUUACUGCAGAACAGUGUGAAGCAGUAUGCAGAUGUUGAAGGAUUCUAAUGCAAGAUAUUUUUUCUUUUUUAUAGUGUGAAGCAGUAUUCUGGAAAGUUUUUCUAAGACUAGUGAAGAACUGAAGGAGUCCUGCAUCUUUUUUUUUUAUCUGCUUCUGUUUAAAAAGCCAACAUUCCUCUGCUUCAUAGGUGUUCUGCAUUUGAGGUGUAGUGAAAGCUUUGCUGUCCACCAGAUGUAAUGUUUUAGUUCCUUACAAAUAUUGGGGGGGAAAAUGGGGUGGCGCGUGAGACUAACAUUGGAAUUUUGAAACAGCAGCAGAGAGAGUGGUUUUUAUUUUUGUUAGUUGGUGGUAAUCUGUAAUGUUUUUCUGUAACUAUUGUGAACACCCUGCUUUAUGUACACUGUAUUUUUUUUGAAGGGGGAGAAUAUUAGUAGUCCACAUGUUCCUGGCAUCCAUUCAGAGCAGUGUGCAGAAUGUAAUGCUCUUUUGUAAGAAAUGUUUUAUGAUUUUUAAAAUAAAUUUAGUGAAUCUA